This is a messenger RNA of Dendrobium catenatum, 1182 nucleotides long. RefSeq lists its product as uncharacterized. The coding region runs from base 255 to 674 and encodes 139 amino acids. NCBI's taxonomy places the organism in Eukaryota, Viridiplantae, Streptophyta, Magnoliopsida, Asparagales, Orchidaceae. The record is from RefSeq and is a predicted model, not a curated record. The transcript is spliced from 2 exons.
CGUCGCUUCUCUCUCUUUAACUCUCUCUUUCUCUCUCUAUCUGGAUAUGAAGCUCUCUUUGUAUGGAAGUUGGAACAAAGUACUCGUAUCAAUAAAAAGUGCAGCAGAGCCCGAAGACUUUCGCGGGUGUUGAAGAGGAUGAAUAUCUGGAGCUCACUCUCGACCUAACCUCGCCAUUCGUUAUCGACCUCCUCAGGUUUCUUGCCUUCUUCUUCUUCUUCUUCUUCCACGGUUAGGAUUCCGAUUAUCCGAAGAUGAAAACCAGCGAGCAGGACUACGGAAUUUUCUCCGAGCUAUGCUCUUUGCUCUUUUCUGCACUCCGAUCUCCAAUGAUCUCAAUCCCCUUCGCGGACACGGACGCACCGUCUCCUACGGCGCGAUCAAGGCGGCCGAUUAUUCCGGUGGCGUGGGGAAGGUUGCCGCCUAUUUCGCCGGCGGGAGUGGUAUUGAUGUUUCUUGGAAUAUCGCUGGCGCUGAUGUUGUGCGGAUCGUUGACGUUCUUUAUAGGGUUCAUGAUGAUGCCCUGGGUGCUGGGUAUGAUGUUUUUGCUUUACUUUUUGGGCAUCAUUUCGUUCUUCUCCGGAUUGUGUAAGGCCGUCCUAAUUAGCCAGACGCCCUCCCCUGAUCCGCUGAAGACGUGCCAGAACGAGAUUAAUAGCCACACCACCUCCUAGCUUCCUAUUGUGUAAGAUACGAAGAAUAGUAUACUUGUGUUGAUCCACUGAUGGUUAUUUGUUCUCAAACCAGCUACAGUAUAGUAGGUCUUCCAGCUCUUCAUCUGUUUCAUAUCAUUUACUUCAAAUUUUUUACAUUGUCUGUCUCAGAUUUCUUGUAGAGAUUUAGGCUUCGUUUGGGACGACUUUCUUAAUGCUUCUUAAAGUAACUUUUGAAAUUGCUUUAAGAAGCAUUCAGAAAGUCAUCCCAAAGGAAGCCUUUAUUUCCUUGCUGAAGCCUAUCAUUGUGUGAAAUAUUAAAAUAAGACAGUAUUGUUUGUAUUUAUACUGCAGCUGGGGCAAUUGUUGUGUAUGUUUGAUGUUGGCUGGGAGAGUAAAUUGUAGGAUUUGGACUAUGUAUUGAGCAGUUGUGCUGUUGUAUUUACAUGUUGGGUCUCAUUUUGUCAAAGCAAUGAGGGGAUGUUAUAAUAAUGUUUUAAGGUUCAUUGUUUGUCAUUUGGUAUUUAUU